This is a messenger RNA of Serendipita indica DSM 11827, 4200 nucleotides long. NCBI's taxonomy places the organism in Eukaryota, Fungi, Basidiomycota, Agaricomycetes, Sebacinales, Serendipitaceae. The record is from the annotation of a GenBank genome assembly.
AUGCCUCAGCAACUCAGUUCCCCCUCGGAACUGGCGACUCUUGUGGAAAAUUAUGACACUUUUCUCUUUGACUGCGAUGGUGUCCUUUGGAAUGGGGAUGCUGUCAUCGAUGGAGUUAUCGACGUGCUCCGUCUCCUCCGAUCGAAAGAGAAAAGCGUGAUAUUCGUCACAAACAAUGCCACCAAAUCUCGAAAGGACUACAAGGGCAAGUUUGACAAGCUUGGCGUUCAGGCGGACGUGGAGGAGAUUUUUGGUUCUGCAUAUGCCGCUGCUGUAUACAUUUCGACCGUCCUCAAGCUGCCACAGGGAUCAAAGGUCUAUGUCAUUGGCAUGGCAGGACUCGAGUACGAACUCGCACAAGAAGGAAUAAUAUCUAUCGGAGGAACAGCUACAGAAGACAAUACGCUCGAAUCCUUUCAUCUCGACACAUUCGAAAAGGAUCCAAACGUCAAGGCUGUCCUAUGUGGACUCGAUACGUCCGUCAAUUAUACCAAGCUCUCAAAGGCUUUCCAGUAUCUGAGGAAUGGUGAAGAAGAGUGCAAGUUCCUGGCGACCAAUGUCGAUAGCACCUAUCCCGUAAAAGGAGGCCUGCUGCCCGGUGCUGGAAGCUUGAGUGCCGUGCUCAGCCGGGCUCUUGGGAGAGAGCCCUUAUCGAUAGGCAAACCCGGUCGAACGAUGCUCGACUGUAUCAGAGCAAAGCACGAUUUCAAUCCUGCUAGAACGAUUAUGGUGGGUGACCGAUUGGAUACGGACAUUGCGUUUGGGAAGAAUGGGGGAGUCGCGACGCUUCUCGUGAUGACCGGGGUGACGAGCGAGAAGACUUUGGCAGAAGCAAGCUCACACGCCCUGCCGGACUUUGUCAUCGACUCACUCGGAGAUCUGCGUGUCCUCUGUAAACGACUCAAGGUCAAGUGCUCGCGAGGCCAGCCGUGCGAGCCAUGUGCACGUCGUUCCAAUGACCCUAGAAUUUGCGUCUAUUUGACCGCCAAUGUCGAAAAGCCUGACAUUGGAGUAUUGUGGAACAACCAGCGGGAGGCUGACCUUAAGAUUGACUCACUCGCUAUCCGAGUCGAUGAAAUACAAGAGGCAUAUAUGCCACGAAGAAUCACAGUACCUCCUCUCAUCCUAAUGUCGUCCUCCAACGGCAUCCACCAGAUGCACCAGCUGGACACCAUGACUGCCUUGUGGAUCCGGACCCUGGGCGUUUCGCCCACCCGCAUCCAAGCCCUACCGACGCCGUCCUAUCCCUCACCGAGCUCUAGACUGUUCGACUCUCAGGAGACAUCGAGUCUACACUCGUUCUUCUUUGCCCCUGAAACGUCCGUGGCCGUCGGGUCGCGCAGAAAACCCGUCGUCACAUAUCCAUUGCUUCAGCAGUUGCCGUCGAGUCUGUCCCGCGAUAGUCUCCUCUCGUCUCUCAAGAGCACCCUCAACCUUCACCCGAUAUGUUUCUUCCACUACGAGAUUGAGGCGCGCAUGCGUGCUUUGGACGACCCGAUCAAUUCGCUUUCCCCUGUGACUUCCAUUCAAGUUUCGUUCUUUGCCGUGGUGGCGGCCUCCAUGACGCUCGGCGCUCUGGCAUACCAUGUCGAGCGCAAAGCGUGGAAAAUGCAAUCCGAGAUUCCCGAAAGCGAGCGAGAUUUGACCAAGCUCUUCGAUAUGACGCGGUUGGCCAUUGCCUUGUCGGGAGAUACGGAUGACGACCGCCUUGAUGUCCUAUUGGCAUUGCUCAUUCUGAUCGUGUUUACGUUGCACUCUUUGGAAUUGGAUGGGUACCAGGCGGUCCUCUCCGGUGUUGCUCCUUCCGCACUUCAGCAGCAACUCAGGAGUUUACUGGACAGCAUGCGGCAAAAGGCGGAAAUAUCGGGUCUCUUGAUAGAACCGUUGAAUAAUCACACGGCAUCGAGUGUUUGGACAAGGGAGCGACGCCGGAUGCUCGCAGCCGCCGUUGCCUUUUACGAUUUUCAUGUGUCGGACCUGAUUGGCAACAAGAUCACGCUGGACGCUGCUUCGUAUACGGCUGAGCCACCGACGCCUUUGGAUGAUCGUACCUUCAAGCCAAGCUGCACGACAAUUCCGCCACCAGCGUCUAGCAUCAACCACAGCACCAUCUUUGCAACUCACAGGGCCAGGCUGUUAAAGUCUCUUCUUCAAGCGCGCAUGGAGAUUGUAUUCAUGCGUGACCAAGAACGCGAUCUCAUGAUUGCUGCCGCUGAAAAGGCCGAAAACAACACGGGGGAAGACAAGUCUACCCAGCCGUCGUUACCCCGUAGUGCUGGCGAUACCCUGGAGCAAUGGGAUGAACGGCUCCACCAACAACAAGGAAAUUUGCCGCACUCGAUUGCAUUCGACACCUCUGCGGAGUACGCUACCGAUGUGGCCAUCGUCUUUGCCGGCGAGCAGCGACCUCCUGGACCCUACGAGACAUCUGUGUCGCUAGCGACGGGAUACAGCAUCGCUCAGCAGACUGAGCUUGCAGCACUAACGUCGUACUACCAGAUGCGUUUUGCUGCAUUGCUUUUGGAGAAUGCACUCAUCUACAAGCCACGCGGUUCUCCUCCGAGUGCGAAUGGAACCGUCGCUGCUAUUCGCACAUUGGAUGCUGCGCAAGCUCUUUUGCACGUUAUCAAGGUUCAGCGUCACGUGCUCAAGAAAAAGAUGCCGCUCUGCUUGUCGAAUUAUGUCUAUGGCAAGCGAAUCUUUGACGCAGGUGUCAUAUUCGGCGUGCUCUGCACUCUCCCAGCCACGCGUGGAUACGAACGCAGGUCUCUUAUGGAUGCUGCCAAUGGCCUCCAUCAGUGCAUUCUUCUCUUAAAGGACCUGGAAACGUGGAUGCGACUCAAAGAAGGCGUCCCCGAGAUGACGGUUCAACCUGCAUUACAAGAAUUGAGCCCACCGUUGCGUGUCUUGGAGGAGCUUGCGGACCGUGCAGGUAUCCAGGUCAUUGAUGGCAUCGUGGAGAGUGUCGUGCCGAAGCGAAAGCGUGGUGCUUUCGAACUGGAGGAUAUUCAGAGUCUCUUUGACGGACUCAUCCUUCCAUACGUCGUAGGGGGUGUGUGGGUCGUUGGCCAGCCAUCCAAGCCCGUACCCUGGAGCUCGCAUGUCGAAGAGGUGGUACCCGUACCUAUACCAACUGCGCCUCUGGCCGUUGCACCUCCAGUCCCAGCCGCAGAAGACGAACACCACGACAAGCGAGUCCGUCUGGAAGGUAUCGUCGUGGAGCCUGUAGAUCCGUUUGCUCGAGCGGACCCCAAGCUUGCGUUUAUGGACAGGGCUACGCCUGGUGGCGCCCAACGACCAUCCAGUGCAACAAAUACGAGACGGCGCAUUGCCGUGCGUGCUCGUAUUCAGGACCAGCUCACCGCGAAGCGACCCAAGAGAAGAGUCGACGCAGACAAGUCAAAAUCCUCAUCCCCUUCGAGUUCCAACGAAGAGGAAAACGCCAAGCGGUUCGCGUUUAGUAUACCAGAAGAGCCGACAGAGUAUCAGCAGCAGUAUGCACUGUCGCAAUACUCUACUCAGCCCUCAAACGACCUCGGUCUCCAUCUUGCGCACUCAGAGACCAAACCAGUGGCACCACCCAACGUUGCAAAUGGCGAACCAGGACACGACACUCCGGUCACCGACUCUGGAUCAUCAGUGGAGUCGGCUCAGGCUGGAGUCACACACGGGUACAACCAAGCUGGCUGGCAGGAGAUGCAAGACGCGGCCGCGUACAAUCAGCAGAUGCUGCAGAGUCAUGCCUAUGCGCACCAGACCCACACUUCAACAGUGCAACGUUCCCAGCAGCAGCAUCAACAAUACCAGCAUGCUCCAGUGCACGUUCCCCAGCAUCCUCAACUUCAGAGCUCCUAUGCACAAUCGCAUGCAUCAAUGCCUCACGAGUACCAAGUGUCGCAUUCGCAGCCUCCACCAGCACAUCCUGCUCAUCUUCAAUACCCACAAGGAUAUGGGUACUCGGGAACCGAAAGCAGCGGCCGUUCUCAUCCGCAACUGGUUAUCGAUACGUCGUUCAGCGCUGGCACGCAAGCACAGGUUUCUCAGCCGCCGUCGGCUGUUGCGAUGGGUGAAGGAGGCGUGUUCUACACGAAUGGGCUUACGAUACAGCCCAUUGGGCCUGGUUCAAUAUACCAGACCCCGCAGGAGCAGUACGCCCGGUCGUGGGCUUCGACGGACAAUUAUCAUUACGGUGGCUACUAG